Melanotaenia boesemani (Boeseman's rainbowfish) is the source of this 4700-nucleotide messenger RNA. RefSeq names its product signal peptide, CUB domain, EGF-like 3 (gene scube3). Gene Ontology annotation, biological process: signal transduction. NCBI's taxonomy places the organism in Eukaryota, Metazoa, Chordata, Actinopteri, Atheriniformes, Melanotaeniidae. Gene Ontology annotation, molecular function: calcium ion binding. The record is from RefSeq and is a predicted model, not a curated record. Gene Ontology annotation, cellular component: cell surface. The coding region runs from base 339 to 3386 and encodes 1015 amino acids. The transcript has 23 exons.
CUCCCCCUUCAGACCCCGCCGAGCACUCCAUCUCUCCUUCUUUCCCUUUCUCCCUCCCCACUCUCUCUCUCUUUCUUAAAUUGACAUCGGGUCUGGGCUCGAAACAUGAUAACAGAAAAAUCUUCUUGCGCUCCGCGUUGUCGGGCUGUCCUCAACCCCGAUCACUUGAAACUCAAAUAAGCAGGCGUCCAGAAAAGGGGGGAAAAAGAUCGCGGUAUCCUGUCAGCGGGUGCUCGGAGGAGACAACAAGAGACAUUUAUACCACACAUCCUUUGAAUGUGCUCUUGCGCAUCGUAGGUUUUACAAAGUGCUGGUAUUAAACUACAGUGAAAGUUAACAUGUAUCUGCACGCUUCGAUACGCGCAAGCCUUGGAUUGGUAGGUUUCUGCUUGGUCGCCUUUGUCCAACAGCCAGCUUCAGGAAGUAAAACCAUUCAAGAUGUGGACGAAUGUGCAAAGUCACUUGACAACUGCAGCAUGGAUGCCAUCUGCCAGAACACCCCAAAGUCAUACAAAUGUAUCUGCAAGUCAGGCUAUAAAGGAGAUGGCAAACGUUGUGAAGAUGUUGAUGAGUGUGCGACUGAAUACAAUGGUGGCUGUGUCCAUGAGUGCAUCAACAUCCCAGGAAAUUACAGGUGCACAUGCUACGAUGGCUUCCGGUUGGCGCAUGAUGGACACAAUUGUCUAGAUGUGGAUGAGUGUUCAGAAGGUAAUGGUGGAUGCCAGCAGAUUUGUGUCAACAUGAUGGGCAGCUAUGAAUGUCGCUGCAGAGAAGGAUUCCUCCUGAGUGACAACCAGCAUACCUGUAUCCAAAGGCCUAAAGUGCAAUCUGAAGGCACAAAGGAGGGGCCCACCUGCAUGGACAAGAAUCAUGGGUGUGCACACAUCUGUAGGGAAGCACAGAAGGGUGGCAUCUCUUGUGAGUGUCGACCUGGAUUCCAGCUCACCCGCAACAUGAAGGACUGCAAAUUAACAUGCAACUACGGUAAUGGAGGUUGCCAGCACAUCUGCGAGGAGACGGACCAUGGUCCCAAAUGCUCCUGCCACAUGAAGUUUGUCCUGCACAGCGAUGGAAAGACUUGUGUAGGGGAGAGGAGUGUCCAGUCCCAGGCAGCCCCACAGCUGUUCCCUAAUGAGACCUGUGCAGUGAACAAUGGCGGCUGUGAUAGCACAUGUCACGAUUCAGUGACAGGAGUCCGCUGCAGCUGUCCUGGUGGCUUCACUCUGCAGCCGGACCGCAAGACCUGCAAAGACAUUGAUGAGUGCCGGCUGAACAAUGGGGGAUGUGAUCAUGUGUGCCGAAACACAGUGGGUAGCUUUGAGUGCAGCUGCAAGAAAGGCUACAAAUUGCUUACCAAUGAGAGGACUUGUAAAGACAUUGACGAGUGCUCUUUCGACCGUACUUGCGACCACCUCUGUGUCAACUCUAAUGGCAGUUUCCAGUGUCUUUGUCAUAAAGGCUAUGUCCUCUACGGCCUGGCACACUGUGGAGAUAUUAAUGAAUGCAGUAUAAAUCGUGGCGGUUGUAAAUACGGUUGUGUCAACACUCUGGGAAGCUAUGAGUGUACCUGUCCGCCAGGAUUCAAGCUGCACUGGAACAAGAAGGAUUGUAUUGAGUUGAUGAAAUGUUCUCCUGGAACGGUAGCACCUAAGGCCACUCUUACCUGUAGCAAGACUGGCAAAAAGGAGAGCUGUUCUCUUACCUGUGCGUCCAAAGCUCACUAUCUGGCAGAGUCAGACAACAGCUACUCAGUCAGUUGUGGCAUCCCCAUCAUCAGAGGGAAGUCUCCUGCCAGGCUCAACUCCAGCAGCAGUCCAAGCUGCAUAGAGACUUCGCCGCAUCCAUUCAAGCAGACGGCUUCUUUCAAGAUUAAAAAUGCCAAAUGCCACCUGCAUCCUAAGUUGGCCAGCAGGACAGAGGACAGAGGACGAACACUGGGACCAGGAGGGGGGCAGCCUUGCAGCAACUGCGUGGUAACAUUUGUUAACCUCAAAUGUGACUCCUCAAAGAGAACUAAAGGGCGGCGUGCUCGCAACUCUUCUAACAAAGAGGUGACACGUAUUACUUUGGAGCUGGAAGCUGAGGUCAAACCCGGAGACACCACAGGAAGCUGCAACCUCAGCUGCCAGCGACAGCGCAUGGAGAAGCAGGUGAAGACAUACAUCAAGGCUCUGAAGAAGUCUAUUAAUCAGGAGCGCUUCCUGAUCCGAGUUGCUGGUUUGGAGUACGAAGUGGCCCAAAAACUUCCCCAGGCUGCUCCUGUUCAGGAGAACUGCAGUCCGGGCUCAGAGAAGGACAGCGGCCGAUGUGUCAGAUGCUUGCCAGGGUCUUAUUACCAUGGGGAGCAUGAGCGCUGUGUUCAGUGUCCACCUGGGACUUUCCAGGAGAAAGAGGGGCAGCUGGCCUGUGACCUCUGUCCUGGCAGUGAUGGCCAUGGACCAACGGGGGCACGAAAUAUCUCCUCUUGUGCAGGCCAGUGUCCAACGGGAUACUUCUCCAGUGAUGGUUUCAAACCCUGUCAGCCGUGCCCACAGGGCACCUACCAGCCAGAUCUGGGACGGACCCUGUGUUUCCCCUGUGGGGGGGGACUGAGCACUAAGCGAGAAGGUGCCAGCUCCUUCCAUGACUGUGAAGUCAAAGUUCAGUGUUCUCCAGGUCAUUACUACAACACCACAGUACACCGGUGUAUCCGCUGUCCUGUGGGGACCUAUCAGACAGAGUUUAGACAAAACUACUGCAUUUCCUGCCCGGGAAACACCACCACUGAUUUUGAUGGUGCCACAAGCGUCUCACAGUGCAAGAACAGGCAAUGUGGUGGUGAGAUGGGUGAGUUCAUGGGUUAUAUUGAGUCACCAAACUAUCCUGGUAAUUAUCCCGCUAAUGUGGAGUGCACUUGGAACAUCAACCCGCCCGUCAAACGCAAGAUCCUAAUUGUGGUGCCGGAGAUUUUCCUGCCAUCAGAGGACGAGUGUGGAGAUGUGCUGGUUAUGAGAAAGAACUCGUCGGUGACAUCCAUUACCACCUAUGAGACGUGUCAGACGUAUGAACGGCCCAUCGCCUUCACAGCUCGCUCCAGGCGUCUUUGGAUUAACUUCAAGUCUAAUGAGGCUAACAGUGCAAGAGGCUUCCAGAUUCCUUAUGUUACUUAUGAUGAGGACUAUGAGCAGCUUGUAGAGGACAUAGUGAGAGACGGAAGGCUCUACGCCUCAGAGAACCAUCAAGAAAUCCUAAAGGAUAAAAAACUGAUUAAGACUCUUUUUGACGUGCUGGCUCACCCAAACAACUACUUUAAGUACACCACUCGGGAGUCCAACGAGAUGCUUCCCCGUUCCUUCAUACGUCUCAUUAGCAGCAAAGUCUCUGCCUUCCUGCGGCCGUACAAGUAAAGUUCAUGCAACUGCCUGCGACCCGGAUUGCAACCCUUCUCCCCCAUCCCCACCCCACCUUAAAGGCCACAUCCCACAACGCUUACUGGACUUAUAAACACAGAGCCUACUAGUGCGAUUAUUCUUUUUUUUCAUGGGCUUUUCUGCAAACACUUUUAAGACCUGAGAAUAACAACCACCAUUUGUUUCCAAGGUUUAUUUAGUCAGUUUCCACCUAGCACAGGUCUGCAGUCCCAAGCUUAAGCAUUUAGUGAGGAUGUAGAGUGUGGGUCUGGUUUUGAUUGUGUUGUACAAUGAGACCACACAAAAAAAGAAAAGCCUAUUUCAGACAGUAGGAGUGAUGUUUUGUGUUUGCGGUUUGAGCCUGAUAGAGCUUGUUAUUGUAUUUGCUUAAAUGAGCGGUGCGAGCACCAGUUCCUUCCAUUAAGUAUGACUGUAAUUGUUGUGCAAGUGUUGUGUAACUCUAAUCCCAUCUUCAGUGUCUGUGUGCUGUCCUCAAGGAGGAGCAGUUGUUAAAUUCAUGUCACAGCUGGAUUUCAGGCCCUUCAAAGCCCGAUUAUAUUUGAGCUCUUAGAGCAGUUUUCAAGGGUUUUACUGUUAAAACAGUUAAUCUGUGUUUUGCUCUGUCUGUUUAGACUGUACCAGUGUUGCCCAACCUUUAAAUAUUUUCCUCUGGUCUUUUUAAAGCCACCUCAAAGCAAACACAAAAAUGUGGUUUAGUAUUCAAAGAACCCAGUGGACAUUCGGGAGAUAAAUAAUAGUGAGAGCAACAGAAAUUAGAUGAUGUGAUGUCUAGUGGAGCAUGUCUCAGAAAGGGAGAGAAAUGUCUUUGAUGGACAUUAUGUUUGCUGCUUCUUUUUUAAAAGGUCACUUUAAUUCUUCAGUCUCAUUGUCUUUCUGAUGUAUUCUAUACACUAAUAUUCUGCAGGUUUGAAACAAAGGGAAGCUCAGAAUCUGAGACACUUUGUUCUUACACCCAUUAACUCCAUAAUCUCUCAUUAACUGUCUGUGGACUACCAGUUUUAUUUUUAUUUCAGUAUUGUAAAUAAUGAAAAUACAUUAGACGAGGGUUGAAUUCUUUAUUCCUGACUUGCUUACGCAGGAAGCUCACAAUAAUCACUUUUCUGCCCCAAAAUGUCCCACCAGAAGACACCCAGAUACCCCCUUCACGGUUUGUUCCGACAGCUCUUCCAAAGACGGCUCAAAAAAGGCGGGUCAAGUAGGUUUAUGCACUAAAUUUAGAACCUGCCAUCCCUUUUUGGUACAAAAUGCAAUGAAUGAAACUAGUACACAUUCAUUAUGGUUUAAUCCACA